AAGAAAGAGUGUAUCUUUAAUGGCUAUUGGUAAACUUUACGUGUUUUCCGGUCCUAGCUUUAUCUUGAAUGAUAAUCAGUCUUAAACGGACUUUCUUUAACAUUUCUUUCAUUUUUGACCGUCUUUCGUUGAGAAUUUUAUGUCUAAAAUCGAACAGGAGUUGCUGAUUGACACUCGCACGAAGUGAUUUGCAUACUUUUUUUUGGAGUAUUUCUCCUUUAGUUUGGUCUGCUCAUUCGGUUUGGUGAAAUACUUACUACUGAAUUUCUUUUAAGGUUAUUGAGUCGAAACUUCAGUAUUAUUAGCAUUUUAUGAGAGCUCCGCUUUUAGGCCUGCGUGCUAAGCCUAUAUUAAUGAUAAGGCCUUCGAAAGUUACGAGGGUAGAAAAAGCGAGCAAAAAUAUUUCCUGAUUUUAAUUGUCAAGAAAAACACCAGUUGCGUCAGUGACGCAAUUCAAUAGUAGCAGAACUUGCUUGCGUUUAAUUCUCUUACGUUAAGAAACUUCCGAUGUACGUUCUUGCGUAGCAGGCAAUGCGGAUCAGAGCAGAACUUGCCGAAACGUGCCAAAUGUUUUGAUAUCAAAUUUAGAAAUGAAGAGGAAGAGAAACUGGGGUGAUCACAGUGAUACCCAGUCAGAACCUGCAUAUGUGUUUGUUUAAUUCAAUAUUGAGCAAAUUACCUGUUAUAAGUGCAAUCUAACGUUUGUUAUGUGUCCUGUAUAACAAUCAAGCUGCUUCAGUGAACGUUUUAAAAAUUACGUUGUGUCAGCCCGAAGGUCAUUUACAAUACUGCCCGGCUGGAAUACAAAAUUUGAAUGUACUUUUGUCCCACUCGAAGAAUUAGCCGCAAACAGACUGAAGACGCAAGUAAAUUAAACUCUUCUUCCAAACAUUCUUAGUUAAAAUAAGUAACCCUCUCACUUUAGAACAAGAACUUUUUUUGCGAAAAGUGAACAGUUGAGAGCGCGACAGGAAAGGGAGAUCAUGCACUAACGGUUACAUUUAUGCGUCACGUAUAGUCUCAUUACACCAUUCACCUAAAACCUCUUCGCGAACCCUUAUUGACAUUAGAACGUUAGCCAGUUUAUUUUUAAGCCCGAGCGAAGAAUUUUUAAAAGUUAAAACACUCAUCUUGUUUCCCGGUAUGGGGCAUGGAUUUAAAGCCGAUUAAACACCCGAUAGGUACCGUCCGCGGAAAUAUCACGACAUUACCUAAAUCUUGCACCAAAUGUUCGAUACGUGAUUUUAUAUUAUUGUUUAAUUCGUAUUUGUAACUUCCCUUCCUUAAUCCAAAAUAAAAGAAAAACGGGCUUUUCAGUUUCCUUCGUUAGAAUCGCGUCAUUCAAAUUGAUUUCCUACAAAAAAAUUGAAUAAAAGUACUUUGAAGUCGAUAAUUAAGUUAUCACUCGUCAGAUACUGAUAUAACACGCCAAUACUGUGAACUGGUUCAUUUAUGGGUCAAGUAGAUUCGCCAGGGAUUUAUAAAGUGUUACAUCUUGUGUGAUUUUGUCCGUUCUUGUCGAAUGUUCGGGAAAAAAUUUACCCAGGUACGCUAAGCACCGGAAGUGCUUUAGAGACAAGCCACCGAAAAAAUUCACUUAACUAUUUAAUUGCUUAAAAAAAUAUAUUUGUGGGCACAUAAAAACAAAUACUCUAAUUAGGGUAUUAAGCGUGAAUGAGCAAUGUUAACAUGGUAUUAUGAUAUUUCACUGAAAGAGACAAUUGCAGUGACGUAAGAGCUGACACUGAAAUUGUACGUGCAUAAAAAGACGAUAUUUCAUAAAAGACGUAUUUACUUCCCGUGAAAGUACAUCGUAAGAGUUUAUGCUUUCUUUCCUAGACGUCACACAAACUCGGAAACAAUAUCGUAAAAGGGCUGGCUUAAAGAAGGGCUCUUCAACCACAAUUUUUUCAGGAAACCCAUUACAAAGUUGUUAUGUUACAACGUUUUGUUACCAAAGGAAACACAGCAAGCGUUUUUCCUUCUUCAAAGCUACAAGCUUGCUACCAAACCCAGAAGAAUAAACUGCGGUGGAUAAUAUUCCCGUUCUUUUUUUCUGCGGUUCACCAGAGCACCGCCUGCGAUUCCGUCAGCUUAUUUAUAACUCCGUCUACGUAGUUCUUCCGGAUGUGUAUCUAAAUGUCCUCCGCAUUGUUGGACUUUUUAUUUCAAUUAUGAGAAGAAACAUAACGUCCGUUUUUCGCUAAGUGGCACUUGUAGAGAACAUUCUUUACCUACACGUCUUAGCAUAAUGCAAACGUAAAAUUAUGAGGAACUUUUCAUAACAUGGAGAUUGCGAUUGGAAGUUAUAUUUUUGAACGACCCUCUGACCCGAAGAAAUCGUCUCCCUACAACUCCUGUUAUGCAAGUUAUCAGUCGCCACAGUGAAGAAACGAUUGAACCAAAGUAUAGUACUAAACAACUUGAACCCAGAAAAAUUUGCUCUUCUUCAACAAUCGUUGAGUCUGUGUUGACUCUUCCUUUUAACAAUAGGUGAACUUGAAGUUUAACUAGACACUCAUCGAGACAAUUGCUGAAACGUUAAGUGUGUGAAGGGUUUAAGCAGAUUGUUUUGGCAACUUAUUCACAGUAUCGACAAGGAAAAAACGUAGAAGAGGAUUUAUUUUUUUUUGACGAAGAAUGGUCAUCCGAAAAAAUACUGAGAAUACUCGCAGUUUUUGAAACACAGGCACCGGCUCCCCCUGAUAGUUUUGCCAAAUACAGUGGAAAAAAAUGGAAUUGCACUGCACGUAUUUCACUGAUUCCUCUUCAAGUAAGAGUAACCGAGCCGGCUUACAAACGCGACCACCCAUGAUUUUGUCCUUACUUGCCGUAGUCGCCCACGACUUUAGCGAGCUAUUUCAAGGACGCUAGAAAAACCCACACAAAACAAGCGAUAGCUGAGGUACUUUUACGGUCGACCGAUUUGAAAGAUCCGUUUUCCUUUGUUUUCGCGGGAGGGAAUGAUUGUGGUUACACAUCACUGCCUUUUACAUGACACAUCAGUCCUCUUUUAGAAGAUAGGCAUAUUCAAGGAGGCAACUGAAGUUCUCACACAGGGCCCGACAUCUGCCAAGUUACGUAACAGUAUAUAAUAUUUUAUGUAAUCGGUUUUUGUUUUGUAAUCCGUUGGUAUUUUCAUCCUCCUUAUUUAAUUUCUUAGCGGCUUCUUUCGUAUGUCGCCACUUGUUUCUACCAGCUACCAGUUCUUCCAGCUUUUCUUGCAGAAUUUGAACCACCAGAGGGGUCGGUUAAAGUUAUCGUGACUGAAGGGUUGUAAGCGGAAAGUUGCGUUUGAAAACGUUAAAGAAUCAAUGAAGCGAGCUUCAAAACAUUCGAAUAUGAAUUGUUCAAUAUGCAAUUUUGACGACGUUUGAGUUAUUUUUUCCGGUCGUUACGAACUUUUUUUUUUAUCUAGUGUAUCUUACGAACGAACUCUCAAGAGCCUAGACCAGAAAAAUGCCAGCAAUGAUAUUUGCUAUUCAAAAAUCGCAUUGCGGCCACCCUUCCAUGAGAGACCUUUGGAAUAAGAGGAAACGAAGUUCCAUCGUCAGGAAUUAAAAAAAACUACACGACCCAUGAGGCUGAGGUAUUCCGGUUUCAUUUAGGGUCUUGCGAAGGAGUCUUUAAUACAAUCCGGUUUCGUGCUAAUAAUCAGGAAGUUCGUAUUCUGCACCAUGUAUAAAAGAAAGUCUUUUCUAGUAAGCGUUUCCAAACAACGCAGUCAGACCAGCGAACAGAUAGCGAACAUCAUUUACGAAAACAGCCCUAAAAAUCGUUGCUCUUCCCAGCACCGCAUGAUGGAAUUCAGUCUACGUUUUGCAUCAUUACUGAUCGUUUUUAUAUACUUCGUGUUUUCUUGCACGUCUUCCAACCUAGUACAGGGGUUACCUGUCAAAGCGAACUCCAGAUCUUCAAGAGAUCAACCUCCAAGACGUGUUCAAACUUCGAAUAAUUUAUACGAGGUCUUUCCAGAUCCUACCAUAACUCAAACAGGACAGCUUUUUUCUAGGACUGGCUACUUCCUGGUGAUUUUACCAAAUGGAACUAUUCAAACGACGCUGAACAAUUCGUCCAUAUACACUAAACUUGAAAGACAAACCUACAACAAAACACUGAAGAGGUUCAAAGGAAUCCAGAGCAAACUUUUCUUAGCAUGUGAAAUAAGAGAAAAAAGAAGAGGAAAAUUUGUUGGAGUCACUCAGAACCUUGAUACCAACUCUCUGUUCGUAGAGCACAUGGAAGAGAACGGUUAUUUGACUUACAAGCCGCUGGAUUUCCCGGUACAUCCAAACAACACAGGCUAUCUCGCCAUCAAAGACAAUGGCAAGUUUAGAAGAAUAGAACGCUCAAAACCAGGAAUGCAAGCCUCACAAUUCACUUUUCUACCGUCACUUACAUGAAUGGACAGCAAACACGUGACAUUAACUUAUACGUAAGACAUCAGGAUAGAAGAAUAUGCAUUCGUGAGCAACAUGUUGAACAUGGAUAAAACAGAGUAUUUGUUCAAGGUAGAAGAGAAAGGAAGAAGAUAGAACAGUUCCAUAGCUUCCCAGCCAUAGUAGUUGUAGCUUAUACAAAGAAGGUUUCCGUCGCGAUUUUAAGGUGUAAGCGAUUUCAUUUAUCUUCAGCGUCACAUUGCCGUCCCACACAUGCCAACGGAUCUUUAGAAAGUGAUUUCCUGAGGCCUUGGGGCGGAGAGUUACAUAGUUUAUAAUUUAAUUGAGAUUAACUACGGACAAUUAUUACUUAAAAUGAUAUGUCAAUAUUCUGCGAGUUAAGGUUUUAUUGAUACAGUACGGGCUAGUAUGUUCAUAAAGCGAACGGCAAGAGGUAUACUGUGAUGUGGGCUGGCAUCCCCAUUGCGCAGGCGCCAUGACUCCAUAGCAACUCGCAAUUAACGUUUGGCUUGUCUAACAAGAAACCACAUAUAGAGCAGUUUUCAAUUGAGUGUUGUAAAAUCAAAACCAAAGUAAUCACUCUAGCCAAUCAAAAGGACACAGUCAGUACGGUGAACCAAUCAAAACUCGAAGUAAUUACCUGCAGCUCACUGAAAGUGCGGGAAAACGAGUGCGAGCGAGUCACGAUUGGUUUUGGUUUUACUUCUGAUUGGAUCAAAAAGUGGCGCGAGUUUUUUUUAGCCAAUCAUGUAGAGUAGUUGAUGCAAAACCAAUACUUUUCGACACUCAAAUGAAAACCGCUCUGUCUUGUGAUAAGAGAAAAUGAAAAGUUCCAGAAAAGCCGGUGUCCAAACAGACAUUGUCACGUGAGAAACUUCUCUUCCGUUGCUUUCUCUUUUUCUUUCAUGGUGCGUUGUGUUUAUGUGAACGAAUUAAAUUUUAACUGGCUAUGAAAUCAAAAAGCAGGUUAUGUCUGCGUCAAAAUUUGAACACAAGUUAAGAUUUAUGUCUUAUGCACGUUAAACGAAGGCGUCAUGUACAGACAUGGGGCCUGAAGACACUUUCGCUCGCAAGAAACAAAAUUUUAAACAUUGUUCUGAUUUGUAAAAAAAGAUACACAACGAAAAUCAAUAAGAAAUGAUUGUGCGCAUUCAAGAUUAUCUAUGAUUCGCAUUGAUUUUAUAAGUAAUUUGGCACAAAGUGCAUCUAUUUAUUUAUUUUAUAUGUAGCUGUUGGUUAUUUAAGUGAUAUAAAGACAAAAACGAUAAA
This is a messenger RNA of Orbicella faveolata, 5669 nucleotides long. Its product is annotated as fibroblast growth factor 1-like. Gene Ontology annotation, molecular function: growth factor activity. NCBI's taxonomy places the organism in Eukaryota, Metazoa, Cnidaria, Anthozoa, Scleractinia, Merulinidae. The record is from RefSeq and is a predicted model, not a curated record.